UGCUGCUGGACCCGGACUGGACCUGGACCCGAACCCGAACCCGGACCUGGAUCUGGUCUCUCCCGGACCCGCUCCCACGGAACUGUGCUGCUAACCCUCUCCCAUCAUGGGUGACUGGAGCGCGCUGGGCCGCCUGCUGGACAAGGUCCAGGCCUACUCCACGGCCGGCGGGAAGGUGUGGCUGUCGGUUCUGUUCAUCUUCCGGAUCCUGGUGCUGGGCACGGCCGUGGAGUCGGCCUGGGGCGACGAGCAGUCGGCCUUCAAGUGCAACACGCAGCAGCCCGGCUGCGAGAACGUGUGCUACGACAAGUCCUUCCCCAUCUCCCACGUGCGCUUCUGGGUGCUGCAGAUCAUCUUCGUGUCCACGCCCACGCUGCUCUACCUGGCCCACGUCUUCUACCUGCACCGCAAGGAGCAGAAGCUCAACCGCAAGGAGGAGGAGCUGAAGCUGGUGCAGAACGACGGCGGCGACGUGGACAUCCCGCUGAAGAAGAUCGAGCUGAAGAGGAUGAAGUACGGCAUCGAGGAGACCGGAAAGGUGAAGAUGAAGGGCGGUCUGCUGCGCACCUACAUCGUCAGCAUCUUCUUCAAGUCCCUGUUCGAGGUGGGCUUCCUGGUGAUCCAGUGGUACAUGUACGGCUUCAGCCUGGCGGCCGUCUACACCUGCGAGCGCGCGCCCUGCCCGCACCGCGUGGACUGCUUCCUGUCGCGGCCCACCGAGAAAACCGUCUUCAUCAUCUUCAUGCUGGUGGUGUCGCUGGUGUCGCUGCUGCUCAACGUCAUCGAGCUGUUCUACGUCUUCUUCAAGCGCAUCAAGGACCGCGUGAAGGGCAAGCAGCAGCCGGUUAGCUACCCCGGCGCCGGCGGCACGCUCAGCCCCACGCCCAAGGACCUGUCCGUCGCCAAGUACGCCUACUACAACGGCUGCUCGUCGCCCACCGCGCCGCUCUCGCCGCUGUCGCCGCCCGGCUACAAGCUAGCCACGGGCGAGCGCGGCGGCACCGGCACCGGCACCGGCUCCUGCCGGAACUAUAACAAGCAGGCCACGGAGCAGAACUGGGCCAACUACUCGGCCGAGCAGAACCGGCUGGGCCAGAACGGCGGCGGCGGCGGCAGCACCAUCUCCAACUCCCACGCGCAGGCCUUUGACUUUCCCGACCACGACGGCCACCACGACCACAAGAAGCUGUCGUCGUCCACCGGCCACGAACUGCAGCCGCUGGCGCUGAUGGACGCGCGGCCGUGCAGCCGCGCUAGCAGCCGCAUGAGCAGCCGCGCGCGGCCGGACGACCUGGACGUGUGAGCCGCAGCGGGGUCACCGCGGGGUCACUGGGGUCACCGCGGGGUCACCAGGGUCGCCGCGGUGACCCCGCGGGGGCUCGUCCGGGACCGCCGGGGGCUCGUCCGGGACCAACCCCGGCCUCCUCGAUCCAGAGACUCCACAGACAUUAAACCUACUUCUAUGUAAUACUUUAAAAGGUACAACAUGCAAAAUAUGUCUUUCUUUGUCCUUUUACUUUUUAACUUUAGCAAAAAACUAUAAAUGGUUCCAGAGCCGCCGUAUCGGCCCGAAUAUAAGACGACCUGAUUAUAAGACGACCCUCUUUUUCAAGUUUUCAUGUUUGAAAAAAUACUUUUUGAACACAAAAUUCUAGUUUUAUACAGAAAAUAAUGACAGUAAAUCUGAAACAAAUGAUUAUAUAUAUUGGAGAGAAAAAGCAUUUUAUUUAGCCUAAUUAAAACCAUCAUCUUGAAGUUUGCAUCAUAACUUCCACCCACUUUUCUCCAGAUUGUCACUACGUUUCUCCAUUUUCUGUUGUCUCUUCUCUUAUUUUUAAAUAUUUUGUAUUCUUUUUAAAUGUUUCUCUUUUCUUUCUUACUGCAAUUUUUUUUUCUUCGUGCUACCGCUAUUUUUAUUUUUCUUCUUUGUGAUGGCUUUGUCCUGGGGAGUUAAGUUCAGCAUUCGCAGACGACUCCCACUUAUUCCGUCUUAUUUCACCGUCUUAUAUUCGGGCCGAUACGGUAAAACCACUUUGAGCUCCGGAGCGACGGCCGGGACUCGAAUCCCCAAGUGUGAACGAUUCUAAGAUGUGAUGGUGAGGUUAGCGACGCGCGGCAGGCGGUUUGAGGUUUUCUAGAUGCACUAUGAGAUGAAAACACUGUACUUUACUUUGGCGGGAGCAGAGGAAGUUUAAGUCUGGUGACGCAGGAGUUUAUGCUACUUCCACAUUCCCAACCACAACAAGCCGCCGAUGCUGAAAACCGUGCAGUCCGGAGCUAACGGAGCUAACAGAGCUAACGGAGCUAACGGAGCUAAUGGAGCUAACGGAGCUAAUGUAGCUAACGGAGCUAACUUCUGCGAUCGGAACCUAGAAACAUGCGUAACCUUCCUCAGUCACAGUUAGCGAGAGUUUGGCUAAAGUUAGCUGUAAACGUGUAAUGUUAGUUAAAGUUAACUGAAGUUAGCGAUGCCUUUACAUGAAAGUGUCUGUUAGCACCAAAAAACUCUUGAAAUAUUUCUUAAACGCGCCUGCAUUUACUCCAACAAACUAGAUCACGAUAAAUACGAGAUAAUUAUCCCGGCGAGACGAUUUAACCCUGAGUUUGACGUAAACUCGCUGCCGUCUGCUGAUUGGUGGAGAACCAGGACGUCUGUAGGACUCUGGCUGCUGAUUGGUGGAGAACCAGGAAGUCUGUAGGACUCUGGCUGACUAACGUUGCUAGUAAAACUAGAAACUAACGAGUCCCCCGGUUCCUCCUCUAGUUCCUCCGGUUCCUCUGGUUCCCCCGGGAGGUCGUUCCUUCCUCUGUCGUUUUUUCCCCACGUGGCUGAGUUCCUCCCUCAGAACCAGAUCCAUGACGGGCUUAUGUUUCCAGCUGGAACCAAGUGUUUGGGUCCAACAGCGAGCGAGUUCGUACGUUCGAUGGGAAUGGAGCUCGUUUGGGUCCAACACAAAAUGAGCUUGUUUGCGUCCGAGAGGAACCGAGUUUGUUCAGUACGUUCCAAUGGAAACGGAGCUUACGUUCCAUUAGGAAUAAUAAUAAUAAUAAUAAUGACUUGGAUUUAUAUAGCGCCCUUCUGCCCUUCUAGGCACCCAGAGCGCUUUAUAGAAAUCAUUAUUCAUUCAUAAACAUUCUCUCUGGUGGUGGUAAGCUACAUUGUAGCCACAGCUGCCCUGGGGCAGACUGACGGAAGCGUGGCUGCCAUAUCGCGCCUAACGGCCCCUCCGACCACCACCAACAUUCAUACACAUUCACACACAUUCACACGAGGCAAGGUGGGUAAGGUGUCUUGCCCAAGGACACUACGACAGCAAACUGGGACAGAGCGGGAUUCGAACCGCCGACCUUCCGAUCAUUGGACGACCCGCUCUACCACCUGAGCUACUGCCGCCCCAAGGAACCAAACUCGUUCGAUUCCAACGGGAGGCGAGUUCGUUUGUUUCCACCAGGAAACGAGCGAGUUCGUACGUUCCAAUGGGAAUCAAGCUCGUUCAGUUUCAUCGGGAACAGAGCUUGUUUGGUUCCAACAGGAAGUGAGUUUGUACGUUCCAAUGGAAACCGAGCUUGUACAUUCAAUGGGAACAAGUUUGUUUGGUUCCAACAGGAAUCGAGCUCGUUCAGGUCCAACAGGAAGUGAGUUUGUACGUUUCAUCGGGAAUCAAGUUUGUUCAAAUCCAACGUGAAACAAGUUCGUACGAUCGAUGGGAAGUGAGUUCGUUUGGUUCCAACAGGAAGUGAGUUUGUACGUUUCAUUGGGAAUCAAACUCGUACAUUCGAUGGGAACCAAUCUCGUUCGAUUCCAACAGGAAGUGAGUUCUUACGUUCCAAUGGAAACCGAGUUCGUACAUUGAAUGGGAACAAGUUUGUUCUGUUCCAACAGGAAUUGAGCUCAUUCGGGUCCAACAGGAAGUGAGUUUGUACGUUUCAUCGGGAAUCAAGUUUGUUCGGUUCCAACGUGAAGCAAGUUCGUACCUCGAUGGGAAGUGAGUUCGUACGUUCGAUGGGAAUCAAACUCGUAGGCGAGUUUGUACGUUCCAAUGGAAACCGAGCAGGAAUGGAGCUCAUUCGGGUCCAAUGUGAAGUGGGUUCGUACGAUCGAUGGGAAUUGAGUUCGUACGUUUCAUCGGGAAUCAAACUCGUACAUUCAAUGGGAACAAGUUUGUUCUGUUCCAACGGGAAUCCAUCUCGUUCGAUUCCAACAGGAAGUGAGUUCGUACGUUCCAUCAGGAAUCGAUCUCGUUCGGUCCCGACAGUAAAUUAUAAUAUUCUCCAAUCAGCUCGUUCCGAUUCUUAGCUGAUUUUUCUCGCCUACUUGAUGAAACAUGGUCAGGAAAAGUUCGUCCCUCGACCGACUCCUUAAUAUUUCCACGUUAAUAUUUACAGGUUAAUAUUUACAGGUUAAUAUUUACAGGUUAAUAUUUACAGGUUAAUAUUUACAGGUUAAUAUUUACAUGUUAAUAUUUACACGUUAAUAUUUACACGUUAAUAUU
Molecule: messenger RNA, 4493 nt
Organism: Cololabis saira (Pacific saury)
Lineage: Eukaryota; Metazoa; Chordata; Actinopteri; Beloniformes; Belonidae
Gene: gja1b
Product: gap junction protein alpha 1b
Exons: 3
Coding region: 107-1303 (398 amino acids)
Biological process (GO): cell communication
Cellular component (GO): connexin complex
Source: RefSeq, a predicted model, not a curated record